Molecule: messenger RNA, 1499 nt
Organism: Suillus subaureus
Lineage: Eukaryota; Fungi; Basidiomycota; Agaricomycetes; Boletales; Suillaceae
Product: asparaginase
Exons: 8
Coding region: 184-1251 (355 amino acids)
Molecular function (GO): hydrolase activity
Source: RefSeq, a predicted model, not a curated record
CGUGCACAAGCGCUUUAAACUCCGCUCAAAUCAGAUCUUAGAUCGUGUCAAACAGCAUGGACGCGUGAUAAUUGCGUCGCCAAUGUCUGAAUUCGUUCUAUCAUUGUAUCAAUGUCAUAGUGCGCCGUUCCCGUUUUCGGUUUACCUGCUGGAUCAUCUCCUUGUACUAGCAAGUUCCUUACAAUGCCCGCCUCGAAGAACGCGAACCUUACGCUCAAGCCCGGCAAGAAGUCUGCGGAGCCCAACUAUGUGCUUGUCAUCCACGGCGGUGCUGGUACCAUGAUACGGGAGGGCUCAACACCUGAACAACGUGCUACCGGAGGAGAGGCUAUGGAUGCUGCGGUCGAGGCUGUAUCAGUCAUGGAAGACUGCCCAUUGUUUAACUCUGGGCAUGGCGCAGUUUUUAAUGUUGCAGGCAAGAAUGAGCUCGAGACUUCUUUGAUGGUCUCCAAGCCUCCUGCAUCACACCCUGCAAUGCCCUCCUCUCGGCGCGGAUCCUCGCUUGCCCCUCAUCCAAUGUUGUCGGGUGCAGCAGCAGAAGCUACAGGUGCUUCACUUGGCGUACGUCAGGCCGAUCCAUCCUACUUCUGGACUGAGGCACGAUGGAGAGAACACCGACGUGGUCUUGGAUUACCCGAAGAUCCCGUUGAAUACCCCAGACCUGAAAUACCCGAUGACACAAAUUCAGAGACUACGGAUGUCGCCAGCCUUUCUGACGACAAAGACAAAGAGACCUGGGAGCCUCUUGAUUUGAUGCCAACGGGUACUGUUGGUGCGGUCGCACUUGAUAUCCGGGGCUGCAUUGCGGCAGUAACCUCCACUGGAGGACGUACGAACAAGCUUGUCGGUCGAGUUGGAGAUACCCCCGUAAUGGGAUGUGGUUUUUGGGCUGAAGAAUGGGAGAGGGAUGGUGGGCUUGUGAAGCGUACCUGGGAUCGCCUAAGAGGCAAAUCAAAAUAUCAGGGUGUAGGCGUUUCUGGUACUGGUGACGGAGACUAUUACAUUCGCCGUGCUGCAGCUUCCAACAUUGCUCGGCGGAUGCAAUACCUUGGCGAGUCCCUGGGCGAGGCAUCCCAGAAUGUCAUUGAUGACCUGUUCAAGGAAGGAGGAAUAGGUGGUGUCAUUGCACUGGACAGAGACGGAAACGUGGCUCUUCCACUGAACUGCAGUGGCAUGUAUCGCGGCGUUAUUCGUCCUGAUGGUGUACCGCUCACAGCGAUUUUCUUUGACGAACAACUUACUGAACUCUAAGCUGGGCAAACAACCUGUACCUGAGCGUACAUUCAUCGCUGGUUUGAUGAGACUUGGCAACGUACAUCUCUGUACAGACGCGUUCAUGUGGGACUGGUUGAUAAUUAGGACACUGGGAAGGUAGACACUAGUGAAUUUAGAAUUCGCGAAUCGUCCAAUCUCGUCGUACAAUCUGGAAGAACAAGAUCUUGUGGAACUCGAGAACAGUCGUUGAGAUAACCCAUGUGAUUGUGUAUACUUUAUCCUCG